Anopheles nili is the source of this 1293-nucleotide messenger RNA. Its product is annotated as trans-1,2-dihydrobenzene-1,2-diol dehydrogenase-like. The coding region runs from base 134 to 1153 and encodes 339 amino acids. Gene Ontology annotation, molecular function: nucleotide binding. NCBI's taxonomy places the organism in Eukaryota, Metazoa, Arthropoda, Insecta, Diptera, Culicidae. The record is from RefSeq and is a predicted model, not a curated record. The transcript has 3 exons.
UGCGGGUGUCAGCCGACGGCCAGCUAUAUCUUGUGAAAAGACCCGUGUCAAUCGUAGCGUAACGCUCAUCACACCGACAGCAACCACCGUAAAGUCGUCCUGAAAACCCCGAACCAAGCAACACCGUAGCAGCAUGAGUUCGCCUUUACGCUGGGGCAUCGCGAGUGCCGGUAAGAUUUCGCACGAUUUCGCGAACGCUCUCGGAACGCUUCCGGCAACGGACCACCGGAUGGUUGCCGUGGCCGCUCGGAAACAAGCGGACGCGGACAAGUUCGCUACCCAACACGCCAUCGGAACGGCACACGAGGGUUACGAGGCACUGGCCAAGAACCCGGAUGUCGAUGUCGUUUACAUCGGUGCGGUCAACAACGCGCACUACGAGCUCGGGUUGCUGAUGUUGGACCAUGGCAAGCACGUCCUGUGUGAGAAGCCACUGUGUAUGAACGAGGCCCAAUCGCGCCGGUUAGUGCAACGGGCAACCGAACGUGGUCGCUUUCUGAUGGAAGCGAUCUGGUCGCGCUUUUUCCCACACUACGGGCUGGUGCGGGAACGCAUCGAGCGUGGGGCGUUGGGUGAGAUCCGCGAGGUGGACGUUGAGUUUGGGUUCGUCCUGUCCGAUGUCGAUCGCUUGCGGCUGAAGAGUUUGGGCGGUGGAACCGUGCUGGAUCUGGGCGUGUACACCAUCCAGGUGUGUUUGUGGGCGUUUGGUGGCCAGGCACCGAACAAGGUGGUGGCGUCCGGUGAGAUGAACGCUGAGGGUGUUGAUGUGGAGGUAACGGCUGAGCUGCAUUUUCCCGGAGGCGGUAUUGGGCGGAUGAAAACGAGCGCUUUGCGUCAGCUGAGAAACACCGCCAUCGUGAAGGGCAGCAAGGCGAGCAUGACGCUGCACGAUUUCUGGUGCCCACUGAAGCUGACCGACACGGAUGGAUCGGUGCGGGAGGACACUCUGCCGGUGGCUCGGUGCCCGUUCAACUUCCAGAAUAGCUGCGGUUUGCGGUACGAGGCGGAAGAGGUGCGCCAGUGCAUCGCCGCUGGUCGGUUGCAGUCGGCGUCGGUGACGCACGAGGAUAGCUUGCUCAUCGCCCGGAUUCAGGACGAAAUUCGGAAGCAAGUCGGCGUUGUCUUCCCGCAGGAUGCCCAAUUCGCUUCGUAAUGAUUGGUGAGCGGGAUGAUUGAAUCAGCCCUUCGUGCGCUGGUGCAAAAUAGGAAGGAAAUGCUAACGCGUUGAUUUCUACGGCAUGCGAUGGGUGUAAAAGUGAAUGGACGAAUUUAAAUUAAAGCAGUUGCAAAUGA